UGGGUCUGCAGCCUGUUGUGUUGAGCACGUGCAAAUCGUGUGAAUCGAAAGGAGGGAGUUGCGAAACCUGCUGGCCACAUGUAGAACAUGUCACAGUUAUUAACGUGCCUGCUGUUCAACGCAGUCUUUGUGCGCAGUUGAAUGUUAAGUCAUCUUUAUGCACAGAAUUGGAUACAACGCCGUCAACAUUCACAGAACUUGCAUACAGCGCACAAUUCUGCACGUUACGGACAUAGUGCUUAUGAAAAGCUUAGUAACCGCGCUUUGUGGGCAUCUCGUAUAAGUGUUGAAUGUGCUAUAGUUGAAUGAAGUUUGAUAAAGUUCUGUAUUAGAGCUUAUUAGAAGCCUUUGUGAAGUGAAUAUUACGGUCUUCUGGGAUGUGGCGCUGUGUAAUCUGGUAGUUGUUUGUCUUCAUCUUCGCAACAGAAGAGUUAAUGAAUAUUCCUUCGGGCCGCUUCAGUUAAGUAGUUUCGGAAGACCUAAAUAAUGUAAGGAGUUCGCUGCAGUAUGCUGUAGAUAACUACAGGUGACAUAGCAGACAGUGACAGUGUGACACAAUGAGACGGUGCGGUUCGCAGUUGGUUCUGCUGCUUCUGGUGACCGUGACUUCAUCCCUUGAGGGGCCCAAUAUCUGCACUCGGCAGGAGACGUACACGACCACUGUCCGAGUCUCAGAGCAGAAGCCUUAUCAGGUGCGCGACUAUACCUGGUGUUUCAACUUCCCACCACGAUGCUCAAAGUACAAAAUCAAUUUCAAGACUGUGUACAAAACAGUGUCUCUAGCAAAGACACGACCUGUAGAAGACUGCUGCAAAGGCUACGCCAAGAGCAAUGCUGCAGAUCGCUGUAUUCCUGUGUGUUCUGAAAAUUGCUUGCAUGGAACCUGCAUCGCGCCUGACACAUGCAAAUGUGAAACAGGAUAUGGUGGCCCUACUUGCAGCAUUUCAUGCCCUCAUGAUCGCUGGGGCCCAGACUGUGGCAGUAAAUGUCAGUGUCAGAAUGGAGCAUCCUGUGACCCAUACAGCGGGGAGUGUAGGUGUACUAGGGGCUGGCGAGGGCAGUUCUGUAGUGAGACGUGCCCACCCACCCAAUAUGGGCAGGACUGUGCUGAACAGUGUCGGUGCAAGAAUGGCGGCUCCUGCCACCACAUAUCAGGGGAGUGUCACUGCACACCAGGCUGGACAGGACCUUUGUGUGAGGAUCGAUGUCCUGAGGGAAAGCACGGGGAAGAGUGCUUGUCAGAGUGUCGCUGUCAGAAUGGAGGAACCUGCAAUCCCACCUCGGGCAAGUGCUACUGUACUCUAGGCUGGACUGGUACUGUUUGUGCUAACCGGUGUCCAGCUGGAUCUUGGGGUGAAGGUUGUAACCUGAUAUGUGACUGCUACAAUGGAGCCUCAUGUCAUCACAUCACUGGUCGCUGCGAGUGUCAGCCGGGCUUUCAGGGAGACAGGUGUCUGCAGUCAUGCCCAGAAGGAAAGUUUGGUGCCAACUGUUCCAACAACUGUACCUGCAAGAAUGGAGCAACGUGCGAUCCUGUGAAUGGAACUUGCACUUGCACACAGGGGUGGAAGGGACGUAACUGCUCCACACGGGCUUGUCCUGAUGGACUCUUUGGGCCCACAUGCUCAUCAGUGUGCCAGUGUAUUGUUGAUAAUACAGAUAUGUGUCAUCCCUGGACAGGAGAGUGUGAGUGCAAGCCUGGCUGGGAUGGGAAGAUAUGCUCACGUCCCUGCCCAUUCUACACAUAUGGAAAGGGUUGCCGUGACCACUGCAGUUGUAAGAAUGAUGCCCAAUGUUCACCAGUCAAUGGAACGUGCAUCUGUGCAGCAGGUUACAGGGGCACAGACUGCAGUGAGUUGUGUCCGAGUGGCACAUUUGGUGAAGACUGUGCUCAAAGGUGUAACUGUAAGAAUGGUGCCAAGUGCUCCAGUGAGAAUGGGCGUUGUAAUUGCACAUCAGGUUGGGAAGGUCAGCAGUGCGACCGACCUUGCAAUGAGAAAUUCUACGGCCGGGAUUGCAACUCACCAUGCAGGUGUCUCAACAACGCAGCGUGCAACCCCCAGAAUGGGACAUGCACAUGUGCACCAGGCUACAUGGGUGAGUUGUGUGAGCGGAAGUGUGAGUCUGGAUGGUUUGGACUGGAGUGCAGCCUCGUGUGCAACUGUCAUGAUGACAACAGCAUUGGCUGUGACCCUGUGACUGGUGCAUGUCUGUGUAAGCCAGACUGGGGUGGGGUCCAGUGUGAGACACGCUGUCCACCGGGACACUAUGGGAAGGACUGCAGCAGUGUAUGUGAAUGUCAAAAUAACAGCUCAUGUGAUCCAGUGACUGGACAGUGUGCCUGUGCACGUGGCUGGGAGGGAGAAGACUGUAGCAGCCCUUGUAAACAGGGAUACUAUGGACUUGGCUGCAAGGAGAAGUGUCCUGACAUGAUAUACGGGAACUGGACAUGUGACCAUGUUACUGGUGAAUAUGUGUGUCGGGCAGGCUAUAUUGGACUCACUUGUGAACAUCCGUGUCCUGUUGGAACAUACGGACUAAACUGUUUGGAGAAGUGCACAUGCAAGAAUGGUGCUGACUGCCACCAUGUGACAGGCGCAUGUCAAUGUCUGCCUGGUUGGACAGGGAAGAACUGCUCCAUUGCCUGCCCUGUUGGAACGUAUGGUAUGAACUGCAGUCAGCAUUGUAAGUGUCUGAAUGGUGGCAAGUGUCGCCGCAAUGAUGGUCUCUGCCGCUGUCCACCAGGAUGGAUUGGUGCACAGUGUACUGAAAUUUGCCCUGAGGGUUACUAUGGCGACCACUGCAUGAUGCCGUGUGAAUGCCCCAAUGAGAACUUCUUGUGUCAUGCGAAGGAUGGCUGUGUGUGUCGGCAGGGAUUUACAGGCGAACAUUGUGAUACACUACAGUACUCCAAGAAUGUACAGGAAAAGGAAGGACAGAACUAUGGAAGCAUGGUAGCUGGUGUUGUUGUAGCACUGAUCCUUGUGGCUGUCAUAGUGGCCCUGCUGUUCUACUACAGGCGCCGUGUUGCGAACCUCAAGACAGAGAUUGCCCAUGUACAAUACAUAGCUGAUCCUCAGGUUGCACCAGAUCGACACCACUUUGACAAUCCAGUUUACUCGUACCAGACCCCAGGCACCAAGGGAGAUGAUGGAACCAAUCUCCUGUUGAACAAUGUGCAGAAGAUUCGUAAUGAUCUUGGUGCUAGCAAGAAUAACACCAACUUGGAACGGCAGAAACUGGGUGCUGGUUGCAGUGAGGAUGAUGAUGAUAUCAGUAUCAAAGGUGCAUAUGGAUUGACAUAUGACCAUCCCACUUCUGCUAAGAACCGUGAGGCAGAUGCAGGUAACCCAAAUGUGAAUGUUUACCACAGUAUUGAAGAUCUACAAGACGAUCGGAAAGUUGAACAUUUGUAUGAUGAAAUCAAGCAGAAAGAGGGACAGGAUCUGGAAUAUGACCACUUGGACUACAGUCGUCCUGGUACCUCCUGGAAACCGCAUUAUCAGCGAAUGGCCAAUGGAUUUGAGCCUCAUUCAAAAGAUACUACCAGCAAGGAUCGCAUUGAUAGUGCAGACUGAUACUUUUCUUCAUGAGAGUUCCUGCUAGCAGUUGGUACAUCCAGUGAGGUCCAUGCUAAUGUAGAAAACUCAGAGACUGAUGGGCUUACACUAACUGGACCAGUGUGGCAGUAGUGCCAAUCUGUGACAAUAACCUCGAAUGACUGUUAUUUAGUAGUGAUUGAGGCAUGACAUUCCUGUUUGCAUCAUGUGUGUGUCAUAAUGAAAUUAAGCAAAAUGUGCACAUUGCAAUAUAAAAAUCACUCAAUUGAAAAUGUUGUCAUAUAAACGAAAGCACUGUGCACUUAAUAAAUGGAAAUUAUGGGUCUCGAAAUUGAAAAUAAUUCAUGAUUUUUGGUCAUAUAUAAUUUUAGGCUUCUUAUUUUAUACUUCCCAAAAAAUCUUUCCAUGUGUUAUUACAUAUGACUUUGCUGCUGUUUAAAGCACUGUGCUUUGUGGACAGUGGCAUUAUUCUUAAGAAGAUUGUAGGUUUUAGCAGACAAAAAUAAUUUGGUUUCAUCUCUCGAAAUUUAGAGUAAAAUGGCUGAACUUUUCCCCUGUCCCCCGCACUGUGAAAGUAAAGAGCUUACAGCAUUGUGAUGAUCAGUGCAUUUUUUCUGUGAUUUUAUGAAGCUCAAAAUAUUUGAUCAAUUCAAAACUUCAUAAUAAUUGACUAAUCCCUAUUUUGUAUGGUUACAGGAAGUAUGUUUCUGCAUUGUGUUGUCACUUUGAUUAGUGGGAUGAAUGAUAUUCUUGUGCCUUUUGUUUCAGAAGGAAAUAUUUUUUGGCAGAGGUAAUUCAAAUCUAGGAACCUGGGUGUGAUUGUUGCAAAACGUCAUACUUAUUUUAUAGGAUAACUGCUUGCAUUGAUAGAGACAUUCAAAGAAUAAUUAGGAUGAUAUUUACAAAUUUCUCAGUACCUUCUUCAUGUAUUGUCAUGAUUUCUGAAAUGGAUCUGGAAUUUAUUAAAAAAAAACUUUAUUGGCCUUGAAUAUUGUGCUUGGCAAAUGAAAUCUCCUUAUAUCCUUGAAUACACUGCUUACUGCAAAAUUAGAGGCACAUAGCCGUUACUGGAGGCCAUAAACAGUAUUUGUGUGUGUUAGAAAGUUAAUAAGAUCUUAAAUACACUUGAUGUAAUGACCCAAUAUUUAAAAAAUUCAUAGAUAUUGACAGUUAUUAGUAUCAAUAUAACACUGUGAAUGGAGAUCAAAAUUUGCUGUCAUGCAGUCAGCGGUUACUACUGCAGAGGAUUUGAACUUUUCAGCUUCAUAGACGUGAGUGUGUGGAUGAAUGGUGCAUUGCUUUUCAUUGGUGCUCAGUGGAAGUAUUUGAAAUUGGUAAUGCAAUUUGUGUACCUAUAGCAAUAAGUAACAACUGGUAACAAGUGACACGAGAAUGGAACAGUGUAAUGCAGUGAUUCUGUAUUUCAGCAUCCCGUUGCAAUUGUUCAACUUAACGU
This is a messenger RNA of Cryptotermes secundus, 5016 nucleotides long. RefSeq names its product protein draper (gene drpr). NCBI's taxonomy places the organism in Eukaryota, Metazoa, Arthropoda, Insecta, Blattodea, Kalotermitidae. Gene Ontology annotation, molecular function: protein binding; scavenger receptor activity. Gene Ontology annotation, cellular component: membrane. The transcript is spliced from 19 exons. The record is from RefSeq and is a predicted model, not a curated record. The coding region runs from base 558 to 3578 and encodes 1006 amino acids.